Molecule: messenger RNA, 297 nt
Organism: Protopolystoma xenopodis
Lineage: Eukaryota; Metazoa; Platyhelminthes; Monogenea; Polystomatidea; Polystomatidae
Source: the annotation of a GenBank genome assembly
AUGAGUACCAACAAGCAGUACUAUCCGGGUGAGACUCGACGCUUUCCACUGGCAGCUCAGUCAACUCCCGAGGCUUGGGCGCAGCAGUCGCAUGACAUUCUUCUCGCCAGCGAACACGAGCGCAUGGCCAGUCAGAAUUUAUGCGCCCUGACGGACAACAUCUCGUCUGAUAUCUGUAAGGAUAUAACACAGCGAAAAGACAUCGUCAAUACGGAGUUUCAGAAGAACUUGGAUAAAUUGGAGUCUGAUCGGGUCCGACUAUCGGAACUUUUAAAAAAAGUAAGUGAAACAACUUAA